This is a messenger RNA of Betta splendens (Siamese fighting fish), 1301 nucleotides long. RefSeq names its product gamma-glutamylaminecyclotransferase B-like. The transcript is spliced from 2 exons. Gene Ontology annotation, molecular function: gamma-glutamylaminecyclotransferase activity. The record is from RefSeq and is a predicted model, not a curated record. NCBI's taxonomy places the organism in Eukaryota, Metazoa, Chordata, Actinopteri, Anabantiformes, Osphronemidae. The coding region runs from base 133 to 630 and encodes 165 amino acids.
CCUUGUGGCGCUCCGUUGCGGUCUACCUACCUGCACGGUACUGCGCAUGUCCACCUACUUCCGCACCUUGGUUUUAUGUGGAGCUUUUUCCCGGUCUGCCCUUAAUAAGGAGCCGCGGCGUUCGUCACUUUCAUGGUGUAUUUGCCCUCCAUCAUCCCCAUGACGCGGGUCUUUGUCUAUGGCACCCUGAAAAAAGGGCAGCCAAACUACUUUCGUAUGUUUAACGGCACCAGCGGCACAGCUGAGUUCCUUGGCUCUGCGCUUACCAUUGAGAAGUUCCCACUAGUGAUCGCUGGCAAAUACAACGUCCCCUUCCUCCUCAACAUCCCCGGUCAGGGUCACAGAGUUCAUGGAGAGAUCUACAAAGUUGACGACGAGAUGCUGAAGUUCCUGGAUGCCUUUGAGAGUGUUCCCACCAUGUACCAGCGGACUGUGGUCCAACUAGAGGUGAAGGAGUGGGUGAGGAACAUAGAGGGAGAGGAGGUGCUGUCACCGGGAAGCAUCACAGAGGCGUUUUUGUACAGCACAACAACGUACCAGCCAGACUGGCCCUCUCUGCCUAGCUUUGACAGCUACGAUACACAUGGUGAUCAUGGUUUGAAGUACGUGGACAGAAAGGACAGAGACUGAUGAGAGCCUUAAGGCGAAUGUGAUCCAGAACGCCACUUCUUGUCAGUGGAGCAAGCUUGAUUACACCUAAAUUCACCACUGUCUCAAAUACUAAUUUUUUGAACAUUGCAUUAAUGAUGCAUAAUAUUGUCUGUUGAUGAUGAAUUAUAGUUUCUAACAUGUAACUAAAUUAUGAGAUUUCUCACUUGAUCAACUUCACACAGACUGACACAGCACAAGUAGGUGCUCCUGUGUCUUGAUUGUACAGGUUCUUAAACUAAAAUAGUACAUGGUAUAGUAUAAUUUCACACACAUUCUAGUAGUGGUGGGAUCUCAAAAAGACUACCGGGACCUUGUUAAUUUCUACUUGACUGAAAUUUAAGAAAUAGCUCUUCAUCCUUACUUCCUACUUACAGGAAACUCAGCUGCUCGGUUUGAACAAUAGAAACCUCAUCUGCUUUGUCAAACAAAGAAAUACACUUCUUGGAUCUGCACAUUAGUCACUGUACAUGAGGCACCUCACUUCAAAGGUUGAAGCUAUUUUAGGCGAAAACAUUUUUAACUCACAAUUUUAACUAUAUGCAGGAUAAAUUAAGUGAAGACUUUUUUCUUCAUUUUAUUUUUUUCAUGUGCAGUCUCAAAAUGGGAGUCUCUGCAAAUUACUAGAUGAAAAAUAAAAUCCAAAAACAUGA